Canis lupus familiaris (dog) is the source of this 1941-nucleotide messenger RNA. Its product is annotated as histone H3-like. Gene Ontology annotation, molecular function: structural constituent of chromatin; protein heterodimerization activity; DNA binding. Bases 14 to 901 code for a protein of 295 amino acids. The transcript has 8 exons. Gene Ontology annotation, cellular component: nucleosome. Lineage: Eukaryota; Metazoa; Chordata; Mammalia; Carnivora; Canidae. The record is from RefSeq and is a predicted model, not a curated record.
CCGCGGGCAGGAAAUGACGCAAUGCCCGGCGGGCGGGGAUGACGCGGGGCGGGCUUCCUGCCGCGCGCGUUCUGUUCUCAAUCUGGUCCGGCACUCUUGUAUAUUAGGGGGACAGCCAGCCUGCGGAUACCAGAGGCUGUGUCUUCACACCACGGUUGCCAUGUCUGGGAGAGGGAAGGGUGGUAAGGGUCUGGGCAAAGGUGGCGCGAAGCGUCAUCGUAAGGUCCUGAGAGACAACAUCCAGGGCAUCACUAAGCCGGCCAUCCGGCGCCUCGCUCGGCGUGGGGGAGUGAAGCGGAUCUCGGGUCUCAUUUACGAAGAGACUCGGGGUGUCCUGAAGGUGUUCCUGGAGAACGUGAUCCGGGAUGCCGUCACUUACACGGAGCACGCCAAGCGCAAGACGGUCACGGCCAUGGACGUAGUGUACGCGCUUAAGCGCCAAGGCCGUGGUGCCCCCACCAAAAUGCACGUGCGCUCGGGCCGCUUCGCCAUGGCUCGUACGAAACAGACCGCCCGCAAGUCGACCGGCGGCAAGGCCCCGCGCAAGCAGCUGGCCACCAAGGCGGCCCGCAAGAGCGCGCCGGCCACGGGCGGCGUCAAGAAGCCGCACCGCUACCGGCCGGGCACGGUGGCCCUGCGCGAGAUCCGGCGCUACCAGAAGUCCACGGAGCUGCUGAUCCGCAAGCUGCCGUUCCAGCGGCUGGUGCGCGAGAUCGCGCAGGACUUCAAGACGGACCUGCGCUUCCAGAGCUCGGCCGUCAUGGCGCUGCAGGAGGCGAGCGAGGCCUACCUGGUGGGGCUCUUCGAGGACACCAACCUGUGCGCCAUCCACGCCAAGCGCGUCACCAUCAUGCCCAAGGACAUCCAGCUGGCGCGCCGCAUCCGCGGGGAGCGGGCUUGAGAAAAAAAAAAAGAGAUCAGGACAGCCAACACAGAGGGAUGACCAUAAGAGAGGCAUGUGAGAAGGCAGCCAUCUUCAAGUUGAGGAGAGGCCUCAAAAGAAACCAACCUGAUGACAAAGAUCUUGGACUUCUGGCCUCUAGAACUAACCUAACAGCACGAGUCGCCAAAAUGAUAGACUACAGUUCCCGUGAGCCCUCACGUGGCGUCUGCCCAUUCUACUAUCGCGUAGCGAGGACUCCAUUUCCCAGAGUGCCUCAGGAUGCGACGACGACCUUACUCUCCGAGAACUUCUGGGGUCCGGUGACUGACACGCGACUGCGGUAGCCGAGGCUGAGCGGAAGGUCGCGUCUGUCUGUCCCGGAGCAGCGCGGGACUGGGAACCAUCGGUCCCGUCGAGGCAGCCAUUCGCACAAAGUUGGAGCAGGCCUUGAACCCCGAGGUGUUGGAGCUGCGCAACGAGAGCGACGCCCAUGCGGUCCCACCAGGCAGCGAGACGCAUUUCCGCGUGGCGGUGGUGAGCUCUCGCUUUGAAGGACUGAGCCCCUUACAACGGCACCGGCUGGUCCACGCCGCCCUGUCUGAGGAGCUGGCUGGGCGGGUGCACGCACUGGCCAUACAGACACGGACCCCCGCCCAGUGGAAGGAAAAUCCUCAACUAGACAUGAGCCCCCCUUGCCUGGGUGGGAACAAGAAAACUCGGGGAACCCCCUGAGCCCCAAAGGAGGGAAGGCCAGGAUUCUAAUGGUUUGUCUGGGAAUAAACUACGGGCUUUCUGCCAAUAUGGUCUGGUGUUUGUAAGCGAUGAGAGGCCCCAUUCAACCAGUGCGUACAUUCUCUCUGGACAUGACUCAGUUUAGAUCAAAGCUAUCCAAGCAAAGAGUAGAAUCACUCUCCACCCCCCUUGCCCUGAUCUAUUUAGGAAAAGCUGCCUGGGCGUUUCAUGUUAAAUUGUGACUAAGAUAUAUGUUGGCAAAUUGAAUUUAAUUUUUUUUAAAUGCAAAUUUAAAAAAAAAAAAAAAAAACCUAUGGCCCCAUCAC